Molecule: messenger RNA, 1891 nt
Organism: Baudoinia panamericana UAMH 10762
Lineage: Eukaryota; Fungi; Ascomycota; Dothideomycetes; Mycosphaerellales; Teratosphaeriaceae
Exons: 2
Coding region: 396-1772 (458 amino acids)
Molecular function (GO): transaminase activity; pyridoxal phosphate binding
Source: RefSeq, a predicted model, not a curated record
UAAAGUCUGCACUACAAGUUGCACGCACGCCUUAUGUCUCGGUCACCUUGUGAUUACCCUCGUCUGGAGCUCAUCCUGCCAGCCGCGUUCGCCUCUCCUUGCUCUCAUUGUACCCACAUCAUAAUUGAGAAGCCUCCCAAUGUUGCCCCAGAGUGCUCUCUCAUUUCAUCGGUGUAACAUCAACCAAAUCUAAAGGAUACCACAAGCGAGUGUACCUGCUCGGAUCCUCAUACCGAAUACAUAGCCGUGUGCGCCGGACCGUGUUGCGCAUGCGGGUCUACAUCUGACAGCACCUGCUCGCGUAACUCAAUGGCGUACUCGGCUUCCUCCCUCUGCCAGCAACUGGCGCCCUUCGAGAGAACUUGUCUGCGCAUUGCCAUUAACCAGCCGCUACAAUGGCCCCGGCUGCCACAACACCACCUCCAGAGCACGAGCUGUCGAUCAAUGACAAGAAAGCUUUCACCAAAUCCGUAUACGGAAGUCCGGACGAGGCUCUAGUAGCGGCUACAGCACGCUUCGUGGCCCGCAAUCCGACCUCGCGCAGUCUACAUCUCGAGGCCGCGAAAAGCUUGCCAGGCGGCAAUACUCGAAGUCUACUUCACAAUGCGCCCUUUCCGGUGUUUAUGCAGCGCGGCACUGGCUACGAAGUCAUCUCCGAGGACGGCCACGUUUAUACCGACUUCGUUGGAGAGCUGACCGCUGGUCUCUAUGGGCACGCCAACCCUAUCAUCCACGCCACGCUCAAGUCAACGCUGGACAAUGUAGGCUUGAAUCUCGGUGCGACCACGCGUUUGGAAGCUCAACAUGCUCGCUUGAUUUGUGAACGUUUCGGGCUGGACCUCAUCCGCUUCACCAAUUCCGGCACCGAAGCCAAUUUGCAUGCCCUGCAAGCCGCUCGUAGAUUCACUGGUAAGCGGAAAGUGAUCGUCUUCACGGGAGGCUAUCAUGGUGCAGUCUUCAGCUUUCCUGACCAGCACCCGGCCCCAAAUAAUGUCGAUCUGGAUGACUGGAUUGUAGCCGAGUACAACAACAUUGAAGAUGCGCAGCUGAAGAUUGAAGAGUCUUCCGACGUGGCUGCAGUACUUGUGGAGGGCAUGCAAGGCAGUGGGCCAUGCAUUGUAGGGUCUGACGAAUUCUUGCAUGCCAUACAAUCGUCCGCAAGGAAAGCGGGUGCUGUCUUCAUCCUCGAUGAAGUGAUGACUUCGCGCCUGGCGCCUGGCGGGCUGCAGUCAAUCAUUGGUCUCGAGCCCGACAUGACAAGCUUCGGCAAGUACUUGGGAGGCGGCAUCACCUUCGGCGCUUUCGGCGGACGUGCCGACAUCAUGGCCAUAUACGAUCCCCGAUUCAGCGGCACUCUUGCACACUCUGGUACAUUUAACAACAACACUCUCGGUAUGGCAGCUGGGUACGCCGGGCUCUCUCAAAUCUACACUCCGGAGACCUGCAUGGCUUUCAGUAGCAGAGGUGAUGUCUUCAGGCAGAGGCUGCAGGAGGCCACGAGCGGCACGAAGAUGACCAUUACCGGGCGCGGCAGUCUCGUUGGCAUCCACUUCCUCGUAGACGGUUGCAAAGUCUUGCGAAGCGUAGCCGAUCGCAAGGAUGACAAUACGCUGAAGGAUCUUUUCUGGUUCGAAAUGAUGGAAGAUGGCUUUUGGCUCACUCGACGCGGCUCGCUUUCGCUGAUAUUGGAUACGCCACGAUCAGAGUUGGAUCGCUUCGUUCGCAGCGUCAAGGCAUUUCUGGACCGGCACAACCAUCUGGUGAGGCUUUAAUGCCCCCUUGCGAAUAGCAUGUGCAGCCAGAUCAGCUGGCAGCGUUGAUCAUCUUCUGUAGCUGCACACAAUCCAUGAAUUAGUGUAUAGGCCUUGGUUCUUAGUGGCAUACGUAUGGG